AUGGCCCGCCCGGUGCAGUGUAGGAGCGCGACGCUGGUGGCUGUGCUGCUGGCCGUGGCCGGCGGCGCGCGCGGCGGCGGCUUCCUGGGCCACGGCGCCUUCGAGCCGAUCGAGGAGCACUCUAGCGUGUUGCACGAGGCGCCGUCGCCGCCGCAGGUGAAGGUGAUCCGCGUGCCCGUGCCGCAGCCCGUGCCCGUGGCCGUGCCGCAGCCGGUGGCGGUGGCGGUGCCGCACCCGGUGCCCGUCUACCACAGGCAGGUGCAGCGCGUCCACGUGCCCGUGACGCGCACCGUGCAGGUGGAGCGCGAGCGGCCCUACCCCGUCUACGUGGAGAAGCGCGUGCCCGUGCCCGUCGACAAGCCCUACCCCAUCACCGUCAAGAAGCCGGUCGCCGUGCCCGUGCCCAAGCCGUACCCCGUCAGGGUGCCCGUCUACAAGCACGUCUACCACAACAUCGGAGGCGGCGGCGGCCACGGCCACGGCUGGUGA
Molecule: messenger RNA, 489 nt
Organism: Schistocerca serialis cubense
Lineage: Eukaryota; Metazoa; Arthropoda; Insecta; Orthoptera; Acrididae
Exons: 2
Coding region: 1-489 (162 amino acids)
Source: RefSeq, a predicted model, not a curated record